This is a messenger RNA of Vanderwaltozyma polyspora DSM 70294, 1710 nucleotides long. It is a transcript of the gene ADE2, whose product is annotated as phosphoribosylaminoimidazole carboxylase ADE2. Lineage: Eukaryota; Fungi; Ascomycota; Saccharomycetes; Saccharomycetales; Saccharomycetaceae. Bases 1 to 1710 code for a protein of 569 amino acids. Gene Ontology annotation, molecular function: phosphoribosylaminoimidazole carboxylase activity; metal ion binding; ATP binding. The record is from RefSeq and is a predicted model, not a curated record. Gene Ontology annotation, biological process: 'de novo' IMP biosynthetic process. The transcript has a single exon.
AUGGAUUCAAAGACUAUUGGUAUUUUGGGUGGUGGCCAAUUGGGCCGUAUGCUAUUAGAGUCUGCCAAUAGAUUAAAUGUUAAAACUAUAAUUUUAGAGCAAGGUAACAAUUCUCCUGCAAAACAGAUCUCAAACUCCACAGAACACAUCGAUGGUUCGUUUAACAACCCUAAGGAUAUAGAGAAAUUGGCUUCAAAAUGUGAUGUCUUAACUGUUGAAAUUGAACAUGUUGACGUAAACACUUUGUUUAGUUUAACUGAAAAAUUCCCAAAUUUAAAAAUUUAUCCUUCUCCAAACACAAUUAAAUUGAUUCAAGAUAAAUAUUUACAAAAGAAACAUUUAAUUGAUAACAAUAUUGAUGUUAUUGAAAGUUUGGCAGUAGAAUCUUCAGAUUCUCAAACUUUAUCAAGAAUUGGGGAGUCAAUUGGUUAUCCAUAUAUGUUAAAGUCAAGAACUUUAGCUUAUGAUGGACGUGGAAACUUCGUUGUUAAAUCAAAAGAUGAUAUAGACAAUGCUUUACAAUUCUUAUCCGAUAGACCUUUAUAUGCAGAAAAAUGGUGUCCAUUCGUGAAAGAAUUAGCAGUGAUGGUAGUUCGUUCCUCAAAUGGAGAUAUCUUCUCUUAUCCAACUGUAGAAACUGUUCAUGAAGACAAUAUAUGCCAUUUGGUCUACGCUCCUGCAAGAAUCCCUGAUUCAAUUCAGUUGAAAGCUAAACUUUUAGCCGAAAAUGCUAUUCAAACUUUUACAGGUGCAGGUAUAUUUGGGGUAGAAAUGUUUUAUUUGUCAUCUGGUGAUCUUUACAUUAACGAAAUUGCACCAAGACCUCAUAAUUCAGGCCACUAUACAAUCGAUGCAUGUGUCACCUCACAGUUCGAAGCCCAUCUGAGAUCUAUUUUGGAUCUACCUAUGCCAAAAUAUUUUACAUCCCUUGAGACUUCAAUGACUAAUGCAAUAAUGCUAAAUGUUAUUGGCGAUAAAGGAGUUAAAGAUAAAGAAUUAGAAACUUGUAAACGUGCAUUGGAAACUCCUAAUGCUUCUGUGUAUCUAUAUGGUAAAGAAUCAAAACCAAAGAGAAAAGUUGGACACAUAGUAAUGGUGUCAUCUUCCAUGGAAGAUUGUGAAAGGAAAUUGAAUUAUAUCUUGGGUAACUCUUCUAAACUUUCAAUAUCUGAUGAACAAUUUUUGAAGGGAAGAAAACCCUUAGUUGGCAUUAUAAUGGGUUCUGAUUCUGAUCUCCCAGUUAUGUCUGCAGCAUGUAAAGUUUUGCAAGAUUUUGAUGUCCCAUUUGAAGUUACUAUAGUUUCUGCUCACAGAACUCCACAUAGAAUGAGUAAAUAUGCUAUUGAAGCAGGAAAGCGUGGUAUUAAAACAAUUAUUGCAGGCGCAGGUGGUGCUGCACAUCUUCCUGGUAUGGUGGCAGCCAUGACACCACUUCCAGUAAUAGGUGUUCCUGUUAAGGGCUCCACUUUAGACGGCGUUGAUUCUUUACAUUCGAUUGUCCAAAUGCCAAGAGGCGUACCUGUCGCAACUGUUGCAAUUAAUAACAGUACCAAUGCGGCUUUACUUGCUAUAAGAAUGCUAGGUUCAUUUGAUACAAUUUAUUAUGAAAAGAUGCAAUCAUUCCUUCUAAAGCAAGAAGCAGAAGUUCUAGAAAAAGCUGACCGUUUAGAAACGAUAGGCUAUCAAGAUUAUUUAUCACAAAUGAAAUAA